AUGCAGGCCAACAAUUAUAGAAAUAAAGAAAAUACUGAUGACGAAUGGAUAGAUAUGGAUUUGGUUAUGGAAGAGGUACGAAUCUUCAGAACGAAAAAUUUUUGGUGUCCAAAUCUGCGCUUCGAGUACUCUACUUGUACACAAAACCACAUGGAUAUUGGUGAGAUUAAAAAUGUUUCUAGUAUAACAGUGGUCGUGUUUGAUACGAGUGGUCUGCUUCGCGAUACGGCUUUACUACCUCUUUGCAUCGAGAAAUUGUACCAUGUACUCAUUCCAUAUACAGUUCUGAAAGAGCUGGAUGGGCUGAAGAGAACUGAUUACGAAAAAUUGCGAGUGAAAGUAAUUAAAAUACAUAGAAUGUUACAUGAGUAUUCAAAAAGUGGAUGUGGUUAUUUGCAUAUCGAAAAUGUGUUUGAGGCUUCCUUCGGUGUAAAAGAAUUUGGAUGUCAAAACAAUGAUGAUGUCAUUCUGAAAUGUGCAUUUGUUACUACCAUUAAAUACAAGAACGGGAAGGUAAUAUUUGUUACAAAUGAUAGAAAUCUUGCAAUGAAAGCGGUGGCACAUAAUAUUGUGGCAGUUGAUCGAGCCGAAUUAAUUAAAUUUGUGAUGGAUGAUAUACUGAACGACAGAAAAAUACUGUCGGCAGCAGAAAGCUCUGCACAACAAAAGCCACAUAAAGUCCCAUAUACCGCACCUGUCAAACAUUCCUAUCCAAAAAUAAGGGACAACGGACGCGUUGUGUCCAACGAGACUGCGCAUUGCUCAUCGCCAAGAUUUGAACCAAUGAUAUUCAUCCGUCCACCUCCUAUACGGCAUAUUUUUAUGCAGAAUAAUCAAUUUCCAGCCCCAUUCCCAAACAGAUUUCCCAUACCUUCAUGGAACGUACCUACACAUCACUUUCUACAAAUGUUUGCUCCAUAUUCAUUUGAGAUACUCCAUGACAUGCAAUGUCUGAGCAAAAAUGGCUUUAUUAAUGGUUCCAAUUUCGGAAAAUAA
This is a messenger RNA of Brugia pahangi, 996 nucleotides long. The record is from the annotation of a GenBank genome assembly. Lineage: Eukaryota; Metazoa; Nematoda; Chromadorea; Rhabditida; Onchocercidae.